This is a messenger RNA of Schistocerca americana (American grasshopper), 1623 nucleotides long. Its product is annotated as homeobox protein unc-4 homolog. NCBI's taxonomy places the organism in Eukaryota, Metazoa, Arthropoda, Insecta, Orthoptera, Acrididae. The transcript is spliced from 5 exons. The record is from RefSeq and is a predicted model, not a curated record. Gene Ontology annotation, biological process: regulation of DNA-templated transcription. Gene Ontology annotation, molecular function: DNA-binding transcription factor activity, RNA polymerase II-specific; sequence-specific double-stranded DNA binding. Bases 1 to 1623 code for a protein of 540 amino acids.
AUGGCGCGGCGGCGGACCGACCGCGGCAGAACAAGGCGGGCAUUCGGGCCCGCGCUGGCCGGAUGUGGCCAGGGGUUAUCUGGCAGGAAGGACCCCACGCACCGAUACGAAUUAAUUAGCCCGUCUUUGGCCGCGCCCUGCCGCCCACAGCAGCCUCCCUGGUCAGCUGUGUAUCAAGAGAUCCGGCCGCUGCCAGAUGGGCACUGCAGUCGUUUCUUCGUCUCCACAUGCCGCGAGUAUCAGCAGGUCGGAAGGGUGUUCUGUUUUGCUACUAUACAGGACGAGUGGUGGGUUGGGGGCAAGAAGGGCUUACAACUUCCUAAAAGCCGCAAGAACUACAGGGCGGCGUUCCACGCGCCGCUCGGACACCCAGCGGCGCACCUGGCGCUGCCCGUUCCCGUCCCCGGGCUCGGCUUCGGCUUCCUGCCUCCGGGGCCGGCGCACCGCUUCGCCGCCUCCCUGGUGGUGUCACCGCCAGGUGCGCGCGAUCCUGUGGACCCCCGGGGUCUGCGUCACCACCAUCCACACCACCACCAUCACCACCACCACCAUCACCAAAGGCACAGCGAGGACAGCGGCUCGGACGGUGGCUCGCCCAAGAAAGACGUGGACAGCGACGACGUGUGCGGCGGCGGCGGCAGCAAGCGGCGGCGGUCGCGCACCAACUUCAACAGCUGGCAGCUGGAGGAGCUGGAGAGGGCCUUCCUCGCCUCCCACUACCCGGACGUCUUCAUGCGGGAGGCGCUCGCCAUGCGCCUCGACCUCAAGGAGUCGCGCGUCGCCGUGUGGUUCCAGAACCGGCGCGCCAAGUGGCGCAAGAAGGAGCACACGAAGAAGGGCCCGGGCCGGCCGGCGCACAACGCGCACCCGCAGACGUGCAGCGGGGAGCCCAUUCCGGAGGAGGAGCUGCGGCGCAAGGAGCGCGAGCGGCGCGAGAAGAAGCUGCUCAAGUCGCUGGAGCGCCAGCAGCGCAAGCUGGCCGCCAAGGGCGUCGCCGUCGACCUGGACACGCUGCGCCGAGAGUGGGAGGCCCAGCAGCAGCGGCAGCAGGCGGGGGGCGGAGGCUGCCGCAAGGCGGCGGGGGCGGCGGCGGCCGCGGCGGCGGCGGCAGCGGCGGCUGUCUCGCGCCACCAGCUGCUGUCGGCGCACGACUCGUCCAGCUGCUGCAGCAGCACAAACGCCUCCACGGCGACGGCCCGCGACGUCGAGAUCGACGUGGUGGGCGACCCCUCCGAGGACGAGGCGGCCGCCCACGCAGACCAGGCGCAGUUCGACUCCCCUAACUCCCACGCCACCCGGCCGGAAGACUACGGCUCCUUCCAGCCGUUCCAGCAACAGCAGUUCCACCACCACCACCAGCAGCCGCUGGACGUACCCAAGUCGCCGUCACCGCCCGCGUCCAGCGACGCGGCCAAGCAGCGCAGGCCCAACCCGUUCAGUAUCGAGUCGCUGCUGUCGCGACCCGACGACCGACACCAGCGGCACACGCCACCGGCGCCGACGCCGCCCCCACGCGACGCCGGGACGCUGUGCAGGCCGGCGCCCGUCUCGCUGAGCGGCGGCGUCCUCAUCGGCAGCAGGACGCCGCCCACCGGCUGCUUCAGCCACCUCAUCACUGGCUAG